Aspergillus calidoustus is the source of this 1538-nucleotide messenger RNA. NCBI's taxonomy places the organism in Eukaryota, Fungi, Ascomycota, Eurotiomycetes, Eurotiales, Aspergillaceae. The record is from the annotation of a GenBank genome assembly.
AGGACAAUGUGAGUCCAAGGACCAUUAAACACUCGUCCAAAUGGAGUUCAAAUCCCAUCUCACCCAGCUCUUCAUCAACAACACUUAUGUUGACUGCAUCAACACCGCGAAAUUGUCCGUCUACAAUCCCGCAACCGGAGAUCUAGUGAGCGACCAGAUCCCCCUUGCAGGACCCGAAGAUGUAGAUUUGGCUGUUCGCACUGCCAAUGCGGCAUUUGCUGCUGGCUCCGAAUGGCGGCGCAUGACGUUCCACGAGCGCCAGAAGAUUCUGCUUCGAUUCGCGGACCUGCUCGAGGACAACCAGGAGCACCUCGCCUACCUGACGCGCCUGACCCUGGGUGCCCCCUAUCUGCCGUUUGGGAAGUCGGAAAUUGGAACUGCCAUUGGAUGCUUCCGAUACUACGCUGGCUGGAUCGAUAAGUUUGCGGGGCAGUCGUUUCCCGCUGAUGACGGCUUCUACAAGAUUGUACGAUAUGAACCAUUAGGGGUCGUUGCUGGAAUAAUCCCGUGGAAUGGCCCCUUGGCGUCUGUCGGCCUCAAGGCAGCCCCAGCCCUGGCCGCAGGAAAUGUCUUUAUUCUGAAGCCCAGUGAAAAGACGCCGUUGAUGGCGGCAGCUUUGGGCAAGCUCGUGAUCGAAGCCGGGUUCCCUCCAGGUGUAUUCCAAGUGCUCCAGGGUGACGGAAGCACCGGUGCCCUGCUUGCGAGCCAUAUGGAGGUGGCCAAGGUCAGCUUUACCGGGAGUGUCGCGACUGGUAAGGCUGUGCAGGUGCUGGCGGCGAAGAGUAACCUGAAGCGCUGUACCUUGGAGCUCGGAGGAAAAAGUCCAGCAGUGGUAUUUGACGAUGCGAACCUGGAAAACGCAGUUCAUUGGUGUGUGAAUGGGUUGACGAACAACUCGGGCCAAAUCUGUUUUGCUGCCUCUCGAGUCUACGUCCAGGAGGGGAUCUACGAUCAAUUUCUGGCUGCGUACCAGAAGGCCUUUGAGGCUAAGCGGAAAGUUAUUGGCGACCCAAACGCUGCCGGAUCUGAGCUGGGCCCCGUAGUAGACAAAGCACAAUACGACCGAAUCAUGGGGAUUAUUGAAACUGCCAAACAAGAAGGCCAAGGAACAUUGUUGGUAGGGGGAAAGCCCCUGUACUCCAAGGGCUACUAUAUUGAGCCCGCAAUAUUCACCGACACAAAGGAAGAUGCAUCAAUUUACAAGGAAGAGAUAUUUGGCCCCGUCGUGGUGGUCAAUAAGUUCAAGACGGAAGAGGAGGUCCUUUCUAGCUCCAACGCGAGCAAGUACGGGCUGAUGGCUGGAGUGUUUACGCAGGACAUCAACCGAGCUCUGAGAAUGAGCUCUGGAUUUGACUCGGGCGUAGUCGGUGUGAACUGCAUCAGUACCAUUCAUUUCUCGUGUCCAUUUGGAGGCACUAAGGAGAGUGGACUGGGUAGGGAAUUGGGGGUGAACGCAUUGAUGGCCUACACGGAGCCCAAGACGGUUCUCAUCAACAUGACAUACUAGAUCUGCCUAGUGGAUAGAAUGUGAAUACACU